Molecule: messenger RNA, 855 nt
Organism: Ilex paraguariensis (yerba mate)
Lineage: Eukaryota; Viridiplantae; Streptophyta; Magnoliopsida; Aquifoliales; Aquifoliaceae
Source: the annotation of a GenBank genome assembly
GAUGUCUGUGGUAAUAAAUUUGAGUUGAUCUGUGUGAGAAGUAUGCAUGCUGGCAUUGUGAAUGAUGGUUGGCCAUUGUUUGCUAUUUUGGCUAGCAAAGGUUGUAAUGGAGAUGCAGUCCACUCUUCGGAGAAUAUUGAAGAUGUAGAACUUACAAGCCGCAUUUUUGCUAGUUAUUUUACUCCUGAUACAUACGCAAAUGAACAUUCAGCAUGUGCUGCGAGGCUUGCGGCAGGUUUAUGUGCUGAUCUUGCUUCAGCAAUUUGCACUGGACAUGCCAAAAAUGGUUUUGCUCUGGUUCGGCCUCCCGGUCAUCAUGCUGGUGUAAAACAGGCCAUGGGGUUCUGCCUCCACAACAAUGCAGCCGUUGCUGCAUCAGCAGCUUUAGUAGCGGGAGCUAAGAAAGUGUUAAUUGUUGAUUGGGAUGUACAUCAUGGAAAUGGCACACAAGAAAUUUUUGAGCAGAGCAAACCGGUCUUGUAUAUAUCCUUGCACAGACAUGAGGGUGGAAAGUUUUAUCCUGGUACUGGAGCUGCUGAUGAGGUUUUUGAAUGGACUGAUUUCAAGAUGUUCUUGAUGCUCAUGACCAGGGAGUGUCCAAUAAUAGAGGCUUCUGAUCAUGUUCCAGCAAUUGAGAGAGCAACUUGCACCCUGAGAAAGUUGGGAUCUAAUGUGGCAGCGCUCAUACAAUCCUCUAAUGCUAAAUAUCAACAUGCACGAAUGAUGCAGAUUUUGAAGGGUCUUAUAGAGACGAUUCGCAUUGCAGAAUCGAAUGGGUUUGGCUUAUUUACUUGCAGUUUCAAUAGUGGAGGAUUGGUAUGCUUGAAGGAGUCGUUGGUUUGUGCUAUAUGCUAG